AUGUAUGGCCUUGUCUCUGCGGCCUACUUACUCCUGUUUCAUCCACUCGCCAAAUAUCCUGGCCCUCGGUGGUGGGCUGUUUCCCGUAUCCCUUGGGCAUACCACAUCAUCAAAGGCGACUUCUGGUCGGUAUUGGACCACCUGCACGAAAAAUAUGGCAGCGUGGUUCGGAUUGCCCCAGACGAACUAACGACGAUCCAACUCGAGGCCUGGAAGGACAUCUACGUUGCCAAGCCCGUGUUGGCUAAAGAUCCCUACAGUCUGACUCCGCCGCUGAACGACGCUCACUCUUUGUUUACAGCGGAGGGUGAAACGCACCGACGUCUACGUGGUGCGCUCGUGAAUGGGUUCUCUGACAAGUCGCUUCGCGAUCAAGCACCCAUCGUGGAGUCUUAUGGAAACCAGCUUAUCGCGCGACUCCGGCGCGAGGCUGCCAAGAGUGCCGAUGGUACCGUCAACAUACAGAGGAUGUACGGCUACGCAACCUUCGACACCGUCACAGAUCUUAGCUUCGGUGAGGCGUUGCUCAACACGCUCGAAGACGACUCCGACAAUGACGAGAUUCAGGCUUUUUUCUUGCACGCCAAGUUUAGCACGAUCAGGAACUGCCUAAGCCGCUUCUCACCCCUUGACAUCUUCCUCGGGCUCUUCCUUCUUGGCGUGACACGUAAGACCCGCGAGCGCAACUGGCGCCUCACAACAGAAAAGAUUAACCGCCGGCUAGCAAGAGGAGAUCUCACAGGUGUCCGAUCGGAUCUUUUGACGCCACUGGUUGGCAAGCUUGAUGAGAAGGGGGAGGCAAAGCGUAGCAUCACCAAGGCAGAGCUCACUACUAACCAGCUAGCUUUUGUCAUCGCUGACUGUCAACUAACCACUGUCGCCCUUGCAACGGCGACAUAUCUUUUGCUGCGAGACCCGUCUAAGUGGCAGCGGCUCUCCGAGGAGAUCCGUGGGAGCUUCACGAGCGACGGGGACAUAACUGUGCAGUCCACCCUGGGUAUUCCUUAUCUCGAAGCUGUCAUCAAUGAGACUAUGCGCUUCCGCCAUCCGACUCCAAUUAGUCUUCCUCGGUGCAUCCCUCGCGGGGGUCGGUCGGUAGAGGGACAGCUUAUUCCAGGCAAAGUGAGGGCAUAUUUCUUGUCGGCCGUGCCUCUGCCGUUGCAAAACUAA
Molecule: messenger RNA, 1170 nt
Organism: Scedosporium apiospermum
Lineage: Eukaryota; Fungi; Ascomycota; Sordariomycetes; Microascales; Microascaceae
Exons: 2
Coding region: 1-1170 (389 amino acids)
Molecular function (GO): oxidoreductase activity, acting on paired donors, with incorporation or reduction of molecular oxygen; monooxygenase activity; iron ion binding
Source: RefSeq, a predicted model, not a curated record